Platichthys flesus (European flounder) is the source of this 2415-nucleotide messenger RNA. It is a transcript of the gene styk1b, whose product is annotated as serine/threonine/tyrosine kinase 1b. The record is from RefSeq and is a predicted model, not a curated record. Gene Ontology annotation, cellular component: signaling receptor complex. Gene Ontology annotation, molecular function: transmembrane receptor protein tyrosine kinase activity; ATP binding. Lineage: Eukaryota; Metazoa; Chordata; Actinopteri; Pleuronectiformes; Pleuronectidae. The transcript is spliced from 10 exons. Bases 455 to 1798 code for a protein of 447 amino acids. Gene Ontology annotation, biological process: positive regulation of kinase activity; protein phosphorylation; multicellular organism development.
AGAAGCUGACAGGCUGCUGGCUUCAAAAAAGGAAGAAGGAAAACAACAGAAUGUGGUAGAGCAAAGUGUCAGAUACUAAGGACAGGACUGGGGAUCAGCAUAAAAACCUGACAUCAGUGUUGCUGCAUCAACACUGGAGCGGAGAGGGACGGAGACAGAGAGGAGGAAAAGGGAAGGGUAAAUAAGAGAGGGAGACGCAUAAGGAGCAGGUGAAGAGGGUGGAGUUGAGAAAAACACUGAAGGUGAAAGGUAGACAAACAGAGAGCGGCACGCCGAUCCCCUGAGCCUGACGUCGCCUUAGAGAAACAAGACAAUGACGAUCUGAGCAGGCUCCACGUUCAUCUGGGAGGAUGUGUGAAAAGUGCCUUUCUGCGUGAACCCGGGAGACAUGAGCCUCCAAUAACAGGAUCUAUCAUUUUAUCUGGGGUCUGAGUAACGACUGAAGGAGCUGAGGAUGUCUUCGCUGUCAGAGGCCGACUACCGCUGCAAACAUGGAGAUACAAUCUGUGAGAUCCGUGUCUACGAGCAGGAGGUGAUCGUAGUGCCCGUCUUCCUGCUGGCCAGCUUCCUGGUCGUCCUGGUCUUCGUUCUGCUGAUGCGCUUCUGUCCGGAGAGAGUCGAGCGGAUGCGUCCACGGGCCUCAAAGUCCAACUCCAGGAGAGAACUACACGGUAUCGAUGCUCCACCAGGCAUCAAUGUGCUGGAGCAUGAAAGCAUCGCUCUGGACAUGCCCAGUUCCUACUCCACCUUCGCCCCCCCAACCACCUACUCCUCCAAGAGGCUCUCCGUGCCUGUGAGAACCCCCGACCCCCAUCCACAGCCCUUCCAGCCCAAUUUCGUUCCCAUCGUCCAGCCCAGGGAGUUGCCCCGCCAGAGGUUGCCCGAGUCCUUCAACCUGGUCACCCCUCUACCCGUGGCCUUCAGCUUGCACUCCGACUCCUCUGUGUCCCUCUACAGGGCCCGCAUGGAGAACAGGAAUGUGGUCCUGCGGGUGCUGAAUGACUCUGCGGAUGCUGCAGAAAGACACAACUUCCUGGGUUUUGCCUCCUUCCUGGCUCAGCUCGGGCCUCAUCCAUUCCUGCCGGAGCUUCUCGGUGUGGUGUCCCUGCGAGCUCCCCUGGUCACGGUGGUGGAGGAGCUGGAGAACAGAGACCUGCUCAGCCUCCUCUGGAGAUGCAGACAGGAACAUGUGGAUCCUCCAUGUGAAAUGACUGAGAGAAGAAUAUUUACCAUGGCCAUACAGGUGGCCUCAGCUCUGGAGUUCCUUCACAGCAAAGAUCUUCUCCACGGGAAUAUCCGUGCCCGCAACGUACUGGUCAGCAAGGACUACACGGCCAAGCUCUGGGGUCUUCGUGGGGUCCACACGAGGAAGGACCAGGGGGGCACUCAGAAGGAGGAUACCAGCAUGAAGAAAUGGCAGGCCCCAGAGCUGCUGGCCAAGAGGCCUGCCAGUCAGAGCAGUGACGUCUGGUCCUUUGGCCUCUUACUGUAUGAGAUGGCAACACUGGGUGAAGCUCCGUUUGCAGAAAUCCCAGUUAAUGAACUUCUACAGUUUCACCAAAGAGGGAAGAGUCUGAAAAAACCUUCCAACUCCUCCAACGCUCUGUACACCGUCAUUAAAGGCUGCUGUAAUUGGAAGGAUCAGGAUCGACCCUCCCUGUCUGACGUGAGCCGAAAGCUCACCUCAGGGGAGAAGAGCGCCUCCGACAAAGUCCUCAAGGCGUCUGGGACCAUUAACAUUGAGCAGUACCUGAGGGAAGCGGGAUACGGGGAGACCAACAGCUACACUGUUUUCUGAUCACUGCCUGUGCCGGCAAAAUAUAUUGCACUAUUCUAAAAUACCCCAGUGGUGCACUUUUAACACAAAGUCUUUCUGGUGCAAUAAAGGUGUCCUGUGUAGAAGUGGACACCGAGAUUCUUCCUUUAUUUUGCUGUGUUUUCUUACACUUAAUGUUGUUGCAAUCAAAGAGAAAAUAUUACACGUAUAUUAAGCUAUUUACCUUUUGAAACCGUGAAUUAUUUGUGGGGGGAAAUACAUGAAAUGUUGUAAUAGUGAACUUUAAAGAUACGUAAACUUGACCAACGUACAGCUGCUGCAUCCUGACCUUCCAGAAGGCACCGUAGAUAUAUAAUGGUUUACAAAUGUUUACAACCUGAAGCUGAUGUAUAUGAACAGAUGUAAUAUAUAUGUUAUUACGCUAUUUUUGUACAAUUCUAUAUUAGUUGGAGUUAUAGAAAUGUAGGAUUUGUAAAUAAAAUUGCAAUAUUGUUACACAUGUUUUCUCUAUGAGCUCAGUUCAUGUGGAUGGACCUGAGAAAUGAAGUGAAGAAUUUACAUUUAAAUACAUAAAUCAUCUAGGGUGAAUUUGUUAUUUACUUUUCAAGGAAAUUUAAAAGCAUGAAUAAACACGUCCA